Anneissia japonica is the source of this 1663-nucleotide messenger RNA. RefSeq names its product histone deacetylase 3-like. Lineage: Eukaryota; Metazoa; Echinodermata; Crinoidea; Comatulida; Comatulidae. The record is from RefSeq and is a predicted model, not a curated record. Gene Ontology annotation, molecular function: histone deacetylase activity. The transcript has 11 exons. The coding region runs from base 98 to 1393 and encodes 431 amino acids.
AGUAUCUUUGAUUGUAUGUAGCCUAGCCUAGGCCUAAAUAACCCCUAUAGUUUACUUUCCAAAAGAAGUACUGUUUUUAUUUUCUACUAGAGGAGUUAUGUCUAAAAAAACUAUUGCAUAUUUUUACGACGCCGACGUAGGAAACUUUCAUUAUGGUCCUGGACAUCCAAUGAAACCACAUCGUCUGGCCUUAACACACAACCUGGUACUUAAUUAUGGUUUAUACAAAAAAUUACAGGUGUAUCGACCUUACAAAGCAUCAGUUCAUGACAUGUGUCGGUUUCAUUCAGAAGACUACAUUGACUUCCUUCAGAAAGUCACACCUCAGAAUAUACAAAAUUAUACUAAAAGUCUAAGUCAUUAUAAUGUUGGAGAUGAUUGCCCUGUUUUUCCUGGACUGUUUGACUUUUGUUCAAUGUAUACUGGUGCUUCAUUAGAAGGGGCUUGUAAGCUCAACAAUAAUCUGUGUGACAUUGCUAUUAAUUGGUCAGGAGGUUUACAUCAUGCAAAAAAGUUUGAAGCAUCUGGUUUCUGCUAUGUCAAUGACAUUGUUAUAGCUAUAUUAGAGUUAUUAAAAUACCAUCCUAGAGUACUGUAUAUAGAUAUUGAUAUUCACCAUGGCGAUGGAGUUCAGGAAGCCUUUUAUCUCACAGAUCGUGUUAUGACUGUUUCGUUUCAUAAAUAUGGUAACCAAUUCUUUCCUGGUACAGGAGAUAUGUAUGAAAUAGGGAUGGAAAGUGGUCGUUAUUAUUCUGUCAAUGUACCAUUGAAGGAUGGGAUUGAUGAUGCUAUGUAUUCAGAACUUUUCAAACCAGUCAUUCAAAGUGUUAUGGAGUAUUACAGACCAACUUGUAUAGUUUUACAAUGUGGUGCAGAUUCACUUGGCUGUGAUAGACUAGGCUGUUUCAACCUCAGUAUCAAAGGUCAUGGAGAGUGUGUAAAUUACAUCAAAUCAUUCAAUCUACCUUUGCUAGUUCUUGGUGGUGGAGGUUACACUGUCAAAAAUGUUGCAAGGUGUUGGACUUAUGAAACUGCUCUGCUACUAGAUGAGGAAAUCAAUAAUGAGCUUCCAUACAAUGAUUACUUUGAGUAUUUUGGAACAGAUUUCACACUCCACCCUGACACAACUACACGGAUAGAAAAUAGCAAUUCUAGAGCAUACAUAGAUCAAGUAAGGCAGUCGGUUCAGGACAAUCUGAAGUGUUUACAGCAUGCUCCAAGUGUUCAGAUGCAGCAUGUUCCAAACAGUAUACUUAGUCUAGAAACAACAGAAGAACCAGACCCUGAUUCUAGAAACAAUCAAGUAGAGCAAGACAACAGGAUUGAUGCAGCCAAUGAAUUUUACGAUGGUGACAAAGACCAAGAUAAAGAAGAUGGUGUUUUAGAUGUAUGAUGAUAAACUCAACGAUUACUAGUAACAUUCUGUAUCAAAGUGCCCACAUCAUUCACUCAUCUUGUACCUGGAUUAUUUUUAUCUUUUUUAAAAUUAUUUAUGGCCACAUCAUUUAUUCAUUUGCAUCUGGAUUAUUUUUGAACAUUUUUUUUUAUUUACUUUUAUUGUCAUCCAGUGGGCCAGUAACUGUAUGGAACACACUAAAAGGCAAGACACUUUUUAUUCCUUGUUUUUUGUACUUAUUUUUCAUCGGAGGAAUAAAAAUAAAAA